Hyalella azteca is the source of this 5440-nucleotide messenger RNA. RefSeq lists its product as uncharacterized. Bases 553 to 4581 code for a protein of 1342 amino acids. The transcript has 5 exons. Lineage: Eukaryota; Metazoa; Arthropoda; Malacostraca; Amphipoda; Hyalellidae. The record is from RefSeq and is a predicted model, not a curated record.
UCUUCAAUCUCAAAGUAUAUUGUUAAAUUCAUAAGUUGGGAUAUGUAAAAUUAAUUAAUUGAAUACUUGAACUAAAUGUGCAAACAAUUAAGCCCAUGCCAGCUGACUUUGAUGAAUUUACUACAGAUACAAACUUACAGAGUAUGGUCCAGCACAUGGUGGCAUUCUAAAUGCCUUAUAAAUGACCAUGCACCUGUGUAAUUGAGGAGCAUGGUGGUAAAAAAUAAGAGUGCGCUUGCUCCACAAAGAGCGGCAUAGCUGUGCGCUUUAGUACCUAUGAGGGGGCUGACAGCAGCAAGCCCGCUCCUAUUGUAGCGGGACACUAUAAUAAGAGCAUCAAACUACUGUAGCAUUAAUAUGUGGCUACUGUAGCAUUUAAUAAUCCAUUAAAUGAAUAUAUAAUGUUUCUAUUUAUUAAAUACAAGUUAAGGUGAUGUUUUUGUGAAUUGGCAGUUCUUCCCUCCCAUAUCAUUUACUAAAAUUCAUGUGUGUACUUUUUUUCUAGGUCAUCUCUGUUCUUCCAGAGCUAUUCUUCAAAACUCCAUCGUCAUCAUGGCUUCAACUCAUCCUCUAAUUAAGUUUGCAUUUUCUAAUGUAUCAGCAGUAGAUGGUUCACUUCAAGCACUAUGCAAAUUUUGCACAUUUGGAGGGGGAUUGGUAAAGUUUGAUAGAACAAGUUAUAGUAAUUUAUCAAGACACCUCCUACGUCACCACCCAGAUGAAUAUAUAAUAUAUUGUCAACAGACUGAAAAGAGCUCUUCUCUGGAUGCUAGAGGUGAAAAGAUGAAGAAAUCCCUUUUCCUGUCGUCUACAGAAACAACACCAUCCAUGUCAUCCAUUUCAUCCCAUAUCACGAAAAAAGACAUUCCAACAACUCCAUGCAACAGCAACAUUUCUAGCACAAUGCCUGACUUAACAGAAGCACCAGUCCCAUUAGAAAUGAACACAAAUCAAGAAGAAGUACAUCCAAGUCCAACUGUAUCAUUUACAUCACCUUCACACAUUCCAAAACAACAGAGUUAUUCAUCUGUCUCCAUGAAUAGAAAAAUAAAGCCAAUCCUAAUGUGCAAGCCUGAAUGCAAAUCUUGUAAUUCUCUUGAAAAUGCUGAUAAAUUCUUCAAACUUGCAUUGAAGGUUGCACUUGAUGAAUGCACACACAAAACAAAUGAUUGUUGCUGCACAGGGAAGUUUGCGAAACUUAGUGGAAGAACAGAGGAAGAAAAACGUGUAGUUUCACGACACAAAGCCAGAACCUUUGAUGGUUCUUCUUUCUUAUCACAGUACAACAGUAAAAAUGAUCAAAUAGUAUAUUUUUGUAAAGUCUGCCUCAGCCGCGGACGUCUUAGCAAAGGUAAGCGUAAAGUUGGAGAAUCCUGGACUGAGGGAAUGACCUUCACUACCACCAGGAAGAAAAAUAUAGCCAUGAAAAUGCAUCUGCUAAGUCAACAACACAAAGAAGCUAUGGAAUUUACAAAAUCCGAUGAUGAAAGUCAACGAAGAUUAGGAUUUCCAACUAGAGAAGAACAGGAAAAAGCAACAAGAAACACUAUGAUUGCUGGAAUCUUCAUGACUUCUCAUUCGUUACCAUUCAGAUUGUAUACUGCCUUGUGUGCCUUUCUGUCUCUUAUCUGCCCAUCACACUUGAGCAAUCCGUUGGGCAAUCAACAUCAAACGCAUGUAGGGAUCCGUCAUGUGCUCUCAGCAAAUUAUGAAGCCUGUGCUACUACUAUGAAGAGAUUCUUUUACAGCACUUUUGCAGCAACAAAGAGCAAGAGAAAAAUCACUAUUAGCUGUGAUAAGGGUACUGCUCCAAAAGAUGUAUCACGACAGGCCAUUGUUGCAACCUAUGUUAGGGAUGAUGGAAUGCCUGAAGAAAUGGUUUUAGGGGUUCCAAUGAUCAGGCAGGGAGGUGCUGUGGCUACUACUAAUCAUGUUAAAGAAAAUGUCUCUUUAUUCCUUGAUCCCUCAACAGUUGCCUUUGUAUGCACAGAUAGCGAAGCUGUAUAUACAGGAAAUGAAAGUGGCAUGAUUGAGAUGCUGAAGACUUCGAAUGAAUUUCAAAACUUGAAUGGCCUCCCUGACUUCUGCCAUAAAAUAGAAAAUUUAUUGCAGAGGUCCAUGCCCAAAUGGGUGUCAGAAACUUUGGCAACAUGCAAAUGUGUUUCAGCUUUUGUAAAUGAUUACAAUAUUGUUAAAAAUAUCAUACACAAACACAUAAACCUUUAUCACGGAUCAAGCUUCAGUACAAUACCAAACCAGGGUCAAACUAGGUUUGCACAGUAUUUAUACCUGCACUUGGAUGCAAUUUUGAAAAACUUACCCAUCAUGAUUGAAGCCCUUCCUGAACUGGUGAAUACCCAGACUUUCCUAAGUGAUAAAGCAAUAGUCAUAUUGAAAUCAAUAAUCCAGGAUUCCUUUAUUAUUAAAGUCAUGUUUAUUCGGAGACUCUAUAAGCUCAUAUCUGAAAAAGAGAAAAUAGCUCAAAACACUGACUUUGGACCAUUUCAAUACAAGCACCUUGUUGACAACCUGGCUUCAGAAUUGCAGGAAUUGAAGACACCUUUUAUCGAUGUAGAAAAUUUUCAAGGAAAAGACACUGUGAUAAAUUUGAUGAAUGACAAUUCCAAAUGGAUUGAUCAAAUUUGUAAUGAAGCUCCCAAUUACUUGAUGAUCCCUCAGCCCAUUGCUCUUGCAACGCAGUUGUUUUCACUACACCAUAGAAACAACUUGGAGGGCAAUUCAACUGCUAUCAAGCAACUGUUCAAUACUGUUAACAUCCAAUUUGAGUUAUGUGGAAGUGAGUGCAAGGGAGUUGAGGAGUGUGAAUGCUUGAUAAGUGAUUAUGAAAAAUUCAUGGCUAUUUUUCAAUCCCAAUAUCAAGCUCUGCCCAACAACAGCAUUAUUAGGCCUGGCACUUCUAAAUCACAAUCCUACACUCAUGCCUUUGCUCGUUACAUUGCAGAAAACAAUCCCAAAAAUGUGUAUCCAACCAACAUCAUUCGUUGCCUUGAAAUCAUCCAGCUGAUGAGGCCUUCUCUAGCAGCUACAGAGAGAGUGAUGUCACACAUGACAUCAAUGAUGAGCAGAUCUGAAUCCAUGUAUGACUCAAACAAAAAAAUGACAGGAGAUUCUACUACCAUUGACAGUUUUCAGAUGGAAGUAUUUCUUAAAUGCAACACAAACAUCGUACAGCAUAAUGCUGACCUUGCAAAACAGAUAUUUCUGGGCAGACAUAAAGGAUCUCUAAUGAAAAAUAAAAAACCUAGUGAAAGGAGCUAUACUGUGAAUAAUUACUUGGAUGAACUUAGUAGAAAAAUCAGCUAUCAGAAUUUAACAAAACGAAAAAAUGCAUUUGAUCAAAAUCAAGAGGACUGCAAAAGAACAAGAAUGGAUUUUACUGGGCCAAAUGUUCUAAAAAAUUAUGAAGUUCCAGCAUCAUUAAAUUCAGUUUUGGUUGCUUCUACCCAGCCAAUAAAUCACUCACCUGCAAAUGGAACCAUUUUGCAACAUGAAGUUGUACCUCCUUUAUCUCCAUUGGUAAAUAAAGCAGGUGAUGCCAGAAGCAUAGAAACAUUUGACCAACCAAAUGAAAGCAGAGAAUUCCAGAUGGGAGGGACCUCUCUAAAUUUAGGGAAUGAAACUGCAAAUGUUAAGAAGAAUAGAAUGGAAGUUUACUGCAUCUGCCAAAUGAAGAAUGAUAAAGGAAGUCAAUCUCAAAUUAAGCAUUCCAAAUUGAUUGGAUGUUCCAGUGCUCAGAAGUGUGAAUCAUACAUUGAAAGAAUGGCUGAAAAAAAUGUUGGAGGAGGAGACUGGUUCCAUGUGGAGUGUUUGAAAAUGGACAAGAUACCAAAGGGUCCCUGGUACUGUCAAAAGUGUAAUGAGAAAUAUGCUGCUAACUUGAGACAAGACUUGACUAAUUAUAAUAUUCAAGAAUGCAGCAUUGUCUUGCAACGAUGCGCUGAAGCUGCAGACGGGGGUAUUUUGUGUGCUAAGCAGAGCCUCCCUCAAUUAUCUGCUGGUGAAGCGAAGUCUGAAACAUUAGAGGCUGAUGCUCAAUCUCCUGUUGACAACUUCAAGGACGAGAUUGAGGAUGGAACUGAGGAUGUAGAUGUCAAGGAGGAACCCUUCUCCUAUGAUGAUAAGCAGGCACUGGAACCCCUCAACCCCGGGUGUGGGGGCCUUCUGGUUCCUCCCCCGUCGUGUGUGCCAUGCAAAAGAGAAGAUCCAAAGGAGACUCCUGUUGUCCUCGAUGUCCCCCUGUAUUUGCUCAUCACUGAUGGAGCUGAGGGACAAGCUGGUGGUAUUGCCAUGGCUCCUGCUAACCACGACGUCCCUCAGUAUUAUUUGCUCAUCACUGAUGGAGCUGAGGGACAGAGCAGCAGCGGCGAAUCGUCCAUAGCUGGGGGAGCUGCAGCAGUCGCUGGUGGUAGCGGUGAGCCUUCCACUGCUGGGGGAUCUGCUGCAGGCGCUGGUGACCACGGGGAUGUCUUUAUGUCAUCCAACCCCGAGCUACUGCCCAAUAGGCUUCAUCAAUUCCCUGGUGGGGAGACCACGUUCUGGGCGACCAACCCUGGACCCUAAGCAAACCUCAGGCACCAGCGUCAGUUCUUCUGCAGUAGACCAGAAGGGUCUGCAUUGCCUGUCAAGUGUAUGCUGCCUACCAAGUGUCUACUCUGCCUACCAAGUGUCUAUGCUGCCUACCAAGUGUCUACGCGGCCUGCCAAGUGUAUGUGUUGCCUGUUGUGUGUCUAUGACGCCUGUCAAGUGUCUGUAUCACAUGUCAAGUAUCUGCAUUGCUUGCCAUGUGUCUGUGCCGCCUGCCAAGUAUCUGCAUUGCUUGCCAUGUGUCUGUGCCGCCUGCCAAGUGUCUGUAUCACAUGCCAAGUAUCUGCAUUGCUUGCCAUGUGUCUGUGCCGCCUGCCAAGUAUCUGCAUUGCUUGUCAUGUGUCUGUGCCGCCUGCCAAGUAUCUGCAUUGCUUGCCAUGUGUCUUUGCCGCCUGCCAAUUGUCUAUCUGCAUCGCCUGCCAAGUGUGCAUCUGCCACCAAGGGUGCGUCUCCUGCCAAAUAUCUGCAUCUCUCGUCAAGUGUUGGCGUCACCCACAGAGUAUCUUAGUCACCUACCAAGUGUCUAUGCAGCCUGCCAAGUGUCUGCGUUUCCUGCUAAGUGUCUGCAUCGCCUGCCAAAUGUCUGGGUUGCUCACCAAGUGUCUGCAUCACCCGCCAAGUGUCUGCGUUGCCGGCGUCCCGGUCCCGUUGUCAAUUCCAAGGACGCACCUCCACUGUAGCGGCCCAAGUCUUGCAUAUUUUAGCGUGGCAUUACUGCGUUUGUGGUAGUUUAGGCUUACGUUUAAUGUUUAGGUUUACGUUUCCUCAGUCAAGCACCAGGCUCCUAUGAAUUGAACAUAUGCAAUCAUCUUAUGAUUAUUAAAAUAUUUUUUAA